CCGCACCCUCGGCCUGUCCGGCCCGUCCGGCUGCCCCGCCCCGGCCCACCCCGUCAGCCCGGCGGCGCGCGCAUGGAGGCCGGCUGAGGAGCGCCGCCGCCUCGCUCGGUACGCCGUGGCCUGGCCGGGCGGGCGGGGACUGGUCGCGCCUGGAAGGCGCGUGCGGGAGGGCGCGAGCUGCAGGUGGGGACUACGGAGACCGACCAGGGGCACGCGUCCCACCGGGUCAGGCUGACGCAAGACGGUGUAGAUUUUCUUGGGAUCGCGAGUCCCAGAAACAACCCGGACGCUCAGAAGCGCACUGCUGGCUUUGGGACGUCAAGAGCUUCUUUAGAAGUGAGCUCGUCUCCAAGCUUCCGUGCUCCUCCAGCGAAGGGGCUGCAGGUUCGCUAGUCUGACGAGACUCUGCGGUCCCCGGGCCUCCCUCUCUUGCCUCUCUAAGAAGGCUCGUCUUGCGGUGGCCGUGGUACUGUGGGCAGGAUGCCAGGCUCUGGCAGAGUGGACGGCUCCAGGAGCCUGCAGGCCCCUACAGGGCAUCUGUCUCCAGGCAUCCUGCAUCAAUCAGGAAACUGCUGUCCUGCCAUGGAGGGAGAGGAGAAGCCAGCUCAAGAGGCUGAUAUGGAACCCGUGGUAACAUCAGGGGCCUCGGAAUCAGUGCCAAGGGUGCUUUCUGGAGACCCUCAAAACAUCUCUGAUGUGGAUGCCUUCAACUUGCUCCUGGAGAUGAAACUGAAGCGGCGGCGUGCGCGGCCCAACCUUCCACGUACUGUGACCCAGCUGGUGGCCGAGGAUGGGAGCAGGGUAUAUGUGGUGGGCACUGCUCACUUCAGUGAUGACAGCAAGCGGGAUGUAGUGAAGACUAUCCGGGAGGUGCAGCCUGACGUGGUAGUUGUGGAGCUCUGUCAGUACCGUGUGUCCAUGCUGAAGAUGGACGAGAAAACGCUGCUGCGAGAGGCCAAGGAGGUCAGCCUGGAAAAGCUGCAGCAGGCUGUCAGGCAGAAUGGGCUCAUGUCUGGACUCAUGCAGAUGCUGCUGCUGAAGGUGUCAGCCCACAUCACUGAGCAGUUAGGCAUGGCUCCUGGUGGCGAGUUCAGGGAAGCCUUCAAGGAGGCCAGCAAGGUACCGUUCUGCAAAUUCCACUUGGGUGACCGGCCCAUCCCUGUCACCUUUAAGAGGGCCAUUGCUGCACUCUCCUUCUGGCAGAAGGUCAAGCUGGCCUGGGGCCUGUGCUUCCUGUCAGACCCCAUCAGCAAAGACGAUGUAGAGCGCUGCAAGCAGAAGGACCUGUUGGAGCAGAUGAUGGCAGAGAUGAUCGGGGAGUUUCCUGACUUGCACCGAACCAUUGUCUCAGAGCGUGAUAUCUAUUUGACGUAUAUGCUGCGGCAGGCUGCACGGCGCCUUGAGCUUCCCCGCGCCUCUGAUGCUGAGCCCAGGAAGUGUGUCCCAUCUGUGGUUGUGGGUGUCGUUGGCAUGGGUCAUGUGCCUGGCAUUGAGAAGAACUGGAGUACCGACCUCAACAUCCAGGAGAUCAUGACAGUUCCCCCUCCGUCCAUCUCUGGCAGAGUGUCCCGGGUGGCUGUGAAGGCUGCCUUCUUUGGCCUGCUGGGCUACAGUCUUUACUGGAUGGGCCGUCGAACCAUGAACCUGGUCCUAUCACUGCCUGCUGCGCAGUUCUGCCUCCAGAGGGUGAGCGAGGCCCGGCCAGGCCGGUAGGAGGACCAUACAAAGAAGAGACCACACCCCGGGGCUCUACUCCUCUGCAUCACAUCUGGUGCUCCCAAGGAGCUGGCACCACCUGUCCGGGGAUGUCCCUGGGUGCAGAUGCAUCCAAGCCACCCCCUAUGGGGGCUUAGGCCAGGCUUACCCUACCUUCCCCAUGCCUAGCCCUCCCAAAUAAAGAAUAUUUAAUUGUCUGAGCUCAGGCUUCCCAGCAGCCCCACACACACUUUGUAGGGGCCACCCAUGGGUGUCAGGGCCGUCCACAGUGUCAGGACCCGGUGGCCUAACUCCAAAAGGGCCAGAUGCUGAGGGGAGGCACUGAGGUGCCCCACACCUAACCCCAGGGUGGGCCUGGCAAGCUGUUGCUCUACCUACCUCACUGUGCCUUGUGCUCUGGCCGGCAGGAGCAUCUGGCCCCGAGUGCAUCUCACUGUGGGUUUGGGGCCGGCCAAUUUGGGGAGCUGGGUGUCCAUGCAGCUCCUUCCUGUGGGUGUGUCAGGCCUUUGGCUGGCCUGGACAUGCAUGCGGCAUUGCCAGCUGCAUCUCUGCCUGCAGAGAGUCUGUGGUUUGGUUUUUGUUUUUUAAUAUCAAAAAAGUUUUUACUCAGGUAAUUUUGACGUCAAAGAAAAAACAAACUGAAGCAAAUAUCAGGAAAUCAAGCCUUAAAUCCAGCGAGGACAAAGAAGUCUUUUUAUUUGUAUUUGUGUGCCCCAAGUGGGCAGUGUAUGUCAGAGAGUCAGCUUGGGUGUCCAGGUCAGCCUUUGCUAGACUCCAGUACAGCUCAGUGUGGCAUGGGGCUGCCUCAGGUAUCAGCCUACUUCUCUGGCUGCCCUUGGUGCUAGGAGGGGCUUGGCCUGAUUCCUGUGCACAGGUGGGAUGCCCAGACUGCACUGUGGACAGUAGUGGACCCACUCUGGGCCACAAACCGAGGACCAUGGUUGGCUUGUGCACACCCAGCCAUUCAUGUAUACAGGUGUGGCUCCUGGCAUACUGCACAGCCUAGCAAGACCAAGACCACUCUGAUUUUCCUUGUGCUGACUGCCAAAUAAUAUGAAACACUGAGCUGGGCAGGGGAUACAGGGCUGGUUGGGCUGUAUACUUCUGUCUCACACUUGUGGAUUCAUUCCCUAGAAAGAGAAAUAAAUUUUAA
Chionomys nivalis (European snow vole) is the source of this 2869-nucleotide messenger RNA. RefSeq names its product TraB domain containing (gene Trabd). Bases 481 to 1713 code for a protein of 410 amino acids. The record is from RefSeq and is a predicted model, not a curated record. The transcript is spliced from 10 exons. NCBI's taxonomy places the organism in Eukaryota, Metazoa, Chordata, Mammalia, Rodentia, Cricetidae.